CAUCUGCGCCUUGCCCCUCUCUCUCUCUCUCGCUCGCUCGCUGCGCGUGUGGAGCCCCACGUAGGCCGUAGAGGGGAGGUAAGGCAUGGGGCGCCGGGCGGGCGCGCACCCCACACCGGCCGCCUCCCCACCUACAUAAAACCCCUUUGCAGUUUUGCAGCAGCGAGAACCUCCAGCUACCUGCAGCUCCGAGCCUUUACCCGCUUUGACUCUACUCUACCACUCCACUGUUGCUCGUCUGGCCGCUGCCUCCGGCCGGGCUCCGGCUCCUCCGGCCUCUUCCCCAACGCACGCCUAGCUAGCUCGAUCCGUCCGCACGUCAAAGACCCUCGCUUUCUCGUUAAGCCUGCCGCGCCUGCGGCAUCGGUCGUCGUCGUAGCAGUCGGGUGGCCGGCCCUGAUCUUCCUUGUGCCGCGUGCGGCGGCAUGAGGGCGAGGCGGUGGUCUCGCGCGGCGCUGGUCGCGUGCUUAGUGCUCCUCGCGGCCGCGUGCGCCGCCGAGUCGCGCGCGGUGCCCGGCGCCAGCGGCAAGGCGGCCGCGGCGGCGGACGGCGGGAGGCGGAGCGCGUUCGACGUCGUGGUCGUUGGCCUCGUCAGCAUCGGGCUCGGACGGCGGUGGCGCGCUGGCGGCGGCGACGAGCUGGUCGACGAGGACAAGCGCCGCGUGCCCACGGGGCCCAACCCGCUGCACAACAGAUGAGCACCGCCCCUCGCUACAGUAGCUUCUUAUUAAGCUGCGGCCAUUUCUACCGCGCGUGUCUUGGCUCUUGGCCGGCCGGCGGCGCGUCCAUUGCUGCCAUCACCGGCGGGGCGCGCGAUCUGAUCUCGCUCGCGUGGGCCCGUGCAUGGCGAGGUAGAGGAGAAGAAUGAGAAGGAGAAGAGAGGAGCGUGUAGUAUUACCAUUCCCUUCUGCUUCCCUUUCUUCUCUUUUUCCAUGCUCUUUUUUUCUUUCUGGAUUUCUUGUGGCUCUUUUUUCCCCUUGUAUUGAUUGGCUUGCCAAAUGAACAGCAAGGCUAUUAUGUUGAUUGAAAGAGAUAGAGAUAUGAGUAUAGUAUUUCUUGUUUGA
This is a messenger RNA of Panicum virgatum (switchgrass), 1064 nucleotides long. RefSeq lists its product as uncharacterized. The coding region runs from base 426 to 698 and encodes 90 amino acids. The record is from RefSeq and is a predicted model, not a curated record. The transcript has a single exon. NCBI's taxonomy places the organism in Eukaryota, Viridiplantae, Streptophyta, Magnoliopsida, Poales, Poaceae. Gene Ontology annotation, biological process: system development.